UGGAAAAUCUCAUUAUUUUCCGGCGAAGAUUCUUUCCGAUUAGGGUUUCUUCUACAAAUACUGAGAUAAAUCUCGUGAUUUUGUUACAAUUUCUGUGGAUGAUUGUUUAAAAUUAUGGCGAAAACUGGAGAUUCAAGCUUUCCUAGGGAUUUGUUGCAGAGAUUUACGUGCGGAGGCCAUCGUUUACCGGUGAAACCAAAAGAGGAAGCUCAUGGACGGCCGGAGAAGGUAGAGCUGAGUUUAGGUUUAUCAUUAAACGGUAGAUUUGGGAUGGAGUCACAAAAAUUGGUGGUUAAUGAUGAUAAGAACGAUAACAAGCUAUUUCGUGCUUCAUCUGUGACCGAUUUCGUUAAUAUUCCGGUGGAUGUGGAGUUGUCGUUGUAUUCUCCGUUGACGAGGACGUGUUCUCUUCCGCCGGAGACGGAGGCGGAGUGGAGGAAGAGGAAGGAGUUGCAGUCGUUCCGGCGGUCGGAGGCGAAGCGGAAACGAGUGGAAAAGCUAAAGAAUGUGAGAGUGGUUAAUCGGAGGAAUUUGGUGAAUGGAAUUGAAUCGAUGGGGAGGGGAUUGAAACAAUCGCCGCCAUCACCGGCGCCGAUUUUGUCACAGGUUUCAAUUGGGUCUCAGGGAAGUGGUGGCUCUUCUGGGGUCUCCGAUUUGGAUAGUCAACCUUUUCAAGUUACGAACAAAGACGCAAGCGAAACGCAUGAACAAUCGAAGCCGAAGACCCAACUCAAGGCACAUUACAUAGACCAUCACAUGAUGCCCUGUGUUUCCACGAAAGGAGAUGGUCCCGACGGCAAGAAGAUCCAGGGGUUUUUGUACAGAUACGGAAAAGGAGAAAAUGUUAGGAUAGUAUGCGUUUGUCAUGGUAGCUUUCUAACUCCAGCAGAGUUUGUCAAACACGGUGGUGGAGGCGAAGUCGAGCAUCCGCUAAGACAUAUCAUCGUUGACUCGUCUUCUGUUAGCUGAUAUCCGAGAAUCCUUUAUUUCGGUUUUUUUUUCUUCAUUUGUGAAUUUAGCAGUGGCAUGAAAUGUCAUUGCAAAGUGUAAAAACAGUUUAGAGGACGGUUUUAUGUUUGAAAAACAAACGUUAUCAGAAAGUAGAGAUGCCUAAAAAA
This is a messenger RNA of Cynara cardunculus var. scolymus (artichoke), 1118 nucleotides long. Its product is annotated as ninja-family protein AFP3-like. The coding region runs from base 115 to 969 and encodes 284 amino acids. The record is from RefSeq and is a predicted model, not a curated record. NCBI's taxonomy places the organism in Eukaryota, Viridiplantae, Streptophyta, Magnoliopsida, Asterales, Asteraceae. The transcript is spliced from 2 exons. Gene Ontology annotation, biological process: signal transduction; negative regulation of DNA-templated transcription. Gene Ontology annotation, cellular component: nucleus.